AAGGAGAUCUCAGCUGUGGGACAUAUAUUUUAUUGCCUGCAUCGCAUGAACUGGCAGAGUAUAUUGAUUAACUCGUGUUUCUCUAUCUGAAGACUAAAAACAUGCUAACUAAGAUGUCCUGAAUUGAAAAGGUAGGAAAGGAAAAGUUUAAGAGUUGUAGAUGUGUCUGAGAUUUAUGAGCUCACAUCGUCAUGACUUGCCUCCUCCAAAUGAAGAUCAACUACUACCCGAAAUGCCCUCAGCCUGAGCUCUCCCUUGGCGUUGAAGCUCACACUGACGUGAGUGCACUCACCUUCAUCCUCCACAACAUGGUGCCCGGUCUCCAACUCUUCUACAAGGGCAAGUGGAUCACGGCUAAAUGCGUUCCAAACUCCAUCGUCAUGCACAUUGGUGACACCAUUGAGAUCCUCAGCAAUGGAAAGUACAAGAGCAUUCUCCACAGGAGUGUGGUUAACAGGGAGAAGGUUAGGAUUUCGUGGGCAGUUUUCUGUGAACCUCCUAAGGAGAAGAUCAUCCUCAAGCCACUGCCAGAGACGGUGUCAGAGACAGAGGCUGCGCUUUUCCCUCCUCGCACCUUCCAGCAGCAUAUUCAGCAUAAGUUGUUCAAGAAGACCCGGGAUCUGCAGGCUCCUGCUAAAUGAGUCCAGAUUAUUAAAGAAUGAAUGUUACAUAUAGAAUUUCAUCUUGUUAUUUCUUUCAGUGGUUACAAGACACUUCUGAUAUAUGGUAAAGUUGAGAUUGAAGUUCUGGUUGUUACCUCACUGUAUGUGUUUGGCUGCAUUAUGGAAUAAAAUGAAUUUCUUCGU
This is a messenger RNA of Rubroshorea leprosula, 806 nucleotides long. The record is from the annotation of a GenBank genome assembly. NCBI's taxonomy places the organism in Eukaryota, Viridiplantae, Streptophyta, Magnoliopsida, Malvales, Dipterocarpaceae.